This is a messenger RNA of Cynocephalus volans (Philippine flying lemur), 666 nucleotides long. RefSeq names its product glutathione S-transferase A4-like. Gene Ontology annotation, biological process: glutathione metabolic process. The transcript is spliced from 6 exons. The record is from RefSeq and is a predicted model, not a curated record. Gene Ontology annotation, molecular function: glutathione transferase activity. Lineage: Eukaryota; Metazoa; Chordata; Mammalia; Dermoptera; Cynocephalidae.
AUGGCAGCCAAACCCAAGCUGUGCUACUUUCAAGGUAGGGGCAGGACAGAGUCGAUCCGCUGACUGCUGGCUGCAGCUGGAGUGGAGUUUGAAGAAGAAUUUAUUGAAACAAGAGAACAGUAUGAAAAGUUGAAGAAUGAUGGACACCUGCUUUUUGGCCAAGUGCCUAUGGUUGAAAUUGAUGGAAUGGUGCUGAUGCAGACUAGAGCCAUCCUUAGCUAUCUCGCUGCCAAAUACAACCUGUAUGGGGAGGACCUAAAGGAGAGAGUCAGGAUUGAUGUGUAUGUUGAUGGCACCCUGGGCCUAAUGAUAAUGGUGGUGUUGGCUGUGUUCAAACACCCUGAGGAAAAAGAGAAGAACCCUGUUUUAAUUGUGAAGAAAGCUAAAACCAGAUACUUCCCCAUCUUUGAAAAGGUAAAUUUUGAAAACCGUGGAGAGGAUUUUCUCAUUGGCAACAAAUUCAGUUGGUCAGACAUACAACUGCUAGAAGCUGUUUUAAUGGUGGAAGAACCCAAUGCUUCUAUUCUUUCUGACUUCCCUCUGCUAAAGGCAUUUACAACAAGAAUCAGCAACAUCCCUACUAUUAGGAAGUCCUUGCAGCCUGGGAGUCAGAGGAAUCCACCCCCGGAUGACCACUUUGUUACACUGGUCAGGAACAUUCUGUAG